AUGUGGGAGGCAGAUUUGGAGCACAGCACAAUCGGCUACAGCGCUGGGAUCAGCGCUUGCGAGAAAGGCAAUCAGUGGCCGUGGGCGAUUGCCCUGCUCAGAGAGAUGUUGCAGGUGAGUUUAGAGCCCGACACUAUUACCUACAACGCUGGGAUCAGCGCGUGCAGAGGCGGCGAGCAGUGGCAGCGGGCCCUGUCGCUGCUCAGCGAGAUGCGGGGGACGAGGAUAGUUCCGAGCGUCCUGAGCUACAGUGCUGGGAUCAGCGCGUGCGAGAGAAGCGAGCAGUGGCAACGGGCUCUAGGGCUGCUCAGCGAGAUGACGGAGGCGAAGCUGGAGCCCAACUUAGGCUUAUAA
This is a messenger RNA of Prorocentrum cordatum, 354 nucleotides long. The record is from the annotation of a GenBank genome assembly. Lineage: Eukaryota; Dinophyceae; Prorocentrales; Prorocentraceae.